AUAACACUAUAACAGAUAUAUGGUUGGAUUAGUCGGAACCAUAAAAGCUAGAUAAGUAAAUAAAGUAUGUCGGACGCAUUUUUGUGAAACUCUAUAUUAUAUGGACGUUAGCUAGCUGACAAUUACACUGGGUUGAUGUUGGCCAAUUUGUCAGCCAUGAUGACCCAUGGGUUUAAAAGUAGUAAGCAAGACUUCACAUUCGGACCAUGGAAAGUGACUGCUGCUAAAACCCACAUUAUGAAAUCUAAAGACAUUGAACGGUUAGGGGAGGAGAUGCACAUGCCGUCACUCCCGGAGAUGCUUUUUGGGGACAAUGUUCUACGCAUUCAGCACACGGAUGGCUACGGCAUCGAGUUCAACGCCAUCGAUGCCCUCAAGAGGGUCAACAACAUGCAGGACUCUGUGAAAGUGGCUUGUGCACAGGAAUGGCAAGAGAGCAGGGCUGACUCUGAACACUCCAAGGAGGUGGUGAAACGUUACGACUGGACAUUCACCACAGAUUACAGAGGCACCUUGUUAGGAGAGGACCUGCGCAUGAGGGCAACAGAAACAUCUGAGCGCAUCAACAUGGAAAAGCUGAAGGCACGAGAGCAGAUCAUGUUCUUCGACGAUGUGUUGCUGUUUGAGGAUGAGCUGCAUGACCAUGGCGUCUCCAUGAUCAGUGUAAAAAUAAGAGUGAUGCCCACCAGUUUCUUCCUGCUUUUACGGUUCUUCCUGAGAGUGGAUGGAGUUUUGAUCCGGAUAAAUGACACACGGCUCUACCAUGAGGCAGGAAAAAAAUUCAUGAUCAGAGAGUUCAGCACUCGGGAAAGCAACAUUUCAGAACUGAAGAAUGUUCCUGCUGCUCUGUACACUGACCCCAAUGAGAUCGCUCCAUACUUAACACUGAAACUGACAGAGUGUGAGAAGCUGGAGCUCCCUGAGACAGGCACCCGGCCAGAGGACAUGGAAGCCCCACAGUGACCCCAGGCUGGGCCCUGUGGCAUUACUUACCCUCCAUCUUCUCUGCAAAAAGACAUUGUUUUUUUUAACAAACCAAGUCAUUGCAACGGACUCCCUCCACACACACAAAAAAAAUCAAGUAAAUGGAGCUUUAUUUUGAAAUUGUCAAGUGGCCUCUUAUUUUGAGUGUUAUUUCACAUUAUUCAAUGUAAAUGUUUUGCUCGGAUAAAGUUCUUCUAACACCAUGUAAUGGGAUUCUUCAUAACAGCUAGGGAUAUUGGAAGGUUUUGCUGUGAAAAACAUGUAGCACAGAUAACUAUUAUACUGUAGAGUUCCAUUCCUUAUGUUAUCAAUACAAGAGCCCAUUUGUAAAUAAAACUUUUUUGUAUUUGUUUCAUUGUGGACUGGACAUUUGAGCUUGAUUAAGUGACAUUUUACUACUGAAACUGAGAAGCCCCUCUGUAGUGCACUCCAAUCUCAAUUCGCUCUGCUUCUUCAUACUAAGACAAGCUAUCUGUCUGGCUAGCUGGCUGUUGUAAUUGAAAUGUGUCCAUGUAGUGUAAAGAUGGCCCAGCAGUCUAAGUUGCUGCCUUCAGGGCACAUGUACUGCUUCAGCAUGGGUUCAAAUCUCUCUCUUCCAAAAAAAACUCUUUCACCACUUUUCUGUCUGAUAAAGCAUAAAAUGCCUGAAAAAAGUUUCUUAAAGUAUGUCCUUGUAGAUUCUGCUCUGCUUAUUUUAUUGUAUUUCUGAUUAAUGCUAACUAAUAAAAGCCUGUCUUCAAUCUUAA
Messenger RNA from Esox lucius (northern pike), 1730 nucleotides. It is a transcript of the gene tiprl, whose product is annotated as TIP41, TOR signaling pathway regulator-like (S. cerevisiae). Lineage: Eukaryota; Metazoa; Chordata; Actinopteri; Esociformes; Esocidae. The transcript is spliced from 8 exons. Gene Ontology annotation, biological process: TOR signaling. The coding region runs from base 136 to 963 and encodes 275 amino acids. The record is from RefSeq and is a predicted model, not a curated record. Gene Ontology annotation, cellular component: cytosol.